Messenger RNA from Toxorhynchites rutilus septentrionalis, 2395 nucleotides. Its product is annotated as androgen-induced gene 1 protein-like. Gene Ontology annotation, cellular component: membrane; endomembrane system. The transcript is spliced from 4 exons. Bases 517 to 1269 code for a protein of 250 amino acids. Lineage: Eukaryota; Metazoa; Arthropoda; Insecta; Diptera; Culicidae. The record is from RefSeq and is a predicted model, not a curated record.
GCCUCUUUCUCCUGUGGGAGCUGUUUUGCUAUCGUUGUGAAGUUCGUGACACGGAAAUAUGGAAUAACCACUCUGUAAACUCUCAUUGUCUCUUCGUGAGCGGAAGAAAGAAGUUGUGAAGUCCUUGUUAUUUUAGAAUAAGUGAGAGGUUACUCAAUUUGUCAGUCAUCGACUGGAGCUAUUCUGCGGCGUAUCCCUGUUUUUUUCUAUGCCGCUGAUACCGCUGACAAAUAUCAAUAUUUAUUGCAUCGCUGUGAAUUAGUGACUGAUCAUACUAGUUCCAUUGAACCCAUAACAUUCUUCGUGGUGGUUUGUGUAGUGAAGUCCAAUCUGAAGACGGAGCAUAUGGUUUAUAAGGCAACUAGAUCGUUAUGAUGAGCGUUUGCGUAUGAGUUCAUGUACAUUUCCCUAGAGUAUACAACCUUAAUAUCCUUUCCCUCCUCGAUUGGUUGUCAGGGAGCAGUUAGAAAGUGAAAAUUUGCACCGAACAGUAGUUUAUUUUGUGCUUCCGCAACAAUGUCUAGUGUUCAGCUAUACAAAUCGCGUACCUUCGUACUAAUAUGGCAUCUGAUUGCAGUCAGCCAAUAUUACUAUGCAAUCUACUUCGAUAGAUAUUUCGUCAAAAUUCCAGAGGAUCUAAACAUCCCCAAGAUGAUGCAUCCGAGCGCAUACGGUGGACGUUCCAAAUUUCUGACUUACUGGUGUCUGAUUCUCCAAGCUAUAUAUUUCACCAUUUGCUUGAUAAACGAUUUUGUUGGCACUAACGAAGUUGCACCGCGCAGAAUUCCCGCUAUUAGGAAACUCAAGGAUUACAUGUUAGCUGCUUUUGCCUUCCCGGUAGCGUUGAACGUAGGUGUUACCUUCUGGACACUGAUGGCAAUUGACCGUGAACUGGUCUUCCCGAAAGCUUUGGAUGCUGUCUUUCCAGGAUGGUUAAAUCACGUGAUGCACACGAACAUUGUGAUUUUCAUGGUCCUAGAAAUCUGCACCAGUUUUCGACAGUUCCCCUCUCGUAAAGCAGGGCUCACCGGCCUAGGUGUAUUUAUGGCAAGCUAUCUGGUGUGGUUGCACAUUAUCCGGCACUUUGGAGGAAUCUGGGUGUACCCUGUUUUGGACGUGUUGAAUCUGCCACAACGUGUCGUGUUUUUCGCUGUUAGCCUGAUUUUUUCCGUUGGGCUGUAUCUUUUCGGAGAAUUCUUCAAUAAUCUAAUUUGGACCAAAGAGCUCAAACAACUCAAAACUGUUGGUGCUAGUAAGAGAUCAGAAUAAACAUUGUCUUAUACUUAUCUCGGGUAUACUUAUUGCAUUGGUGCAUGAAACCAGACAGAAAACAGCGUACAUAGGCAUCCAUGUCUGCUUUCGUUCUAGUUUAGUGUAUUUGUUUUUCCAACUGACACUUUGCAAAACCAAAAUAACCGAUAUACACUAAGCGGGUGUCCAUUAUUGACUCAGUGCUAGAAAUUUAACUCAUCAUAUGAAUGAAUUCAAUCCCAGCAUCUGUGAUUUGUACUGACCAAUAAAAGCAUGAGAAAGUAUUACGCAUUGUACACAACAAUCGUGAAAUGACGAAAUUCUCAUUCUUUGUUUAGAAAAUGGUAAUUUGUAAUUAACGUCGGAUUAGUUCCUCGAUGAACAUGAUAUUCCCCGGCGAUGCCGAUGCUUUAUAAAUAAGCACUAGAGUUGACGUUAACGUGCUACUACGAGAUGAUCCAUCACGUGUUUGCGGCGAAAACGUUUUAGGAUUACAUUUACUAUCUGUUUCAGCAUGUUCUUGUUCCAAUGUGUAACUAAAUCUAUAGCAAAACUAUUAUAUUAUAACAAAUAGAACGAUAAAUGACCAAGAUUUAGUGGUAUAAUGCGUAUUUUUAGAGUCGGAUUAUCGAUGCACAUUCAUCAAUCAGCAUGGGUUGAAUAAAAUAAACUAUUAAUGCUUUGGGAAGUACGAGACUCCAUCGAAACGCCAGAUUCAUCCCAUAUUUUCCACAAACGAUUUUUUUCAUAUACACAAUUGCCAGAUUAGAAUGAGUAAAAUUUAGAUGUGCAUUUUAAUCUAGAGAUGUGAUACAAAUAAUAUUCACAGAAACCAAGUAGAAAACCAGUUUAUUCGCGGUAACAGUUUUAGAUGUUAAUUUUAUUUGUGUAGCUACAAAAAAACGAUGAACUUGGAUUCAGGUUGGAUGGCUCGAAAACGUUCGACGUAUACAAUAGUUUUUUACUAGAAUCGUAAGCCAUACAAUUUGAGUUAUUGAAAUUGCACUCCACCAUCCAGUCUAAAUAAAAUGUAGUUGGUUUUUUUUCGGUGUAAAGGAGUCAAUACGAACACUAUAUUUCGAAAAUAUUAAAAAUUUCAGACCCUGGUGUACACUGUCGAAUUCAAAUACAAAGAAGUGUAAAA